Messenger RNA from Cicer arietinum (chickpea), 1205 nucleotides. RefSeq lists its product as uncharacterized. Lineage: Eukaryota; Viridiplantae; Streptophyta; Magnoliopsida; Fabales; Fabaceae. Gene Ontology annotation, cellular component: MIS12/MIND type complex. Gene Ontology annotation, biological process: chromosome segregation. The record is from RefSeq and is a predicted model, not a curated record.
AUUUUCCUUCCCCUUUUCCGGUGCGCAUGCGAGGGUAUGAUUCCAGCGCGAUUUGCGGUCGCAACAACCACCCCUGUAAAAUGCAUCUUAAAAUUGCGUCUACCCUCUGCACCGCGAUUCCGAUUGCGCAAUUGACAAUGUAGAAUUAAUAAUUAUUAUUUUGUUAAAUCUAACUCUUCAACUAGGUUUUUGUAACGGUAAUUCAAAAUACUUACAUGUGCUUCCAGAUAAUUUCGGAAUAGGGAGAAACGUGAAUUCAUUACUUCAAAGAUAGACUGAAUAACUUUAGAGGAGCUUGUUUAGGUAAUUGCUAACAUCUUUGCUUCAGAUACUUAAACCGCGUGUGACAAUGGAGAAAAUGCCUGUACUUGGUUCCAAUGCAUCGUCUUCAUCAUCAUCACCUUCUACUGCAAUCGGAUCUAGGUUCUCCACUUUGAACAAGUCCUUCAAGUUUGCUCUCCGUUCUUUGCUUACUUCAUGUUCAAAGGAGGAAUUUUUUAAAGCAUUUUCAAGUUUUACCAACACUGAAAAAGAUUUUCUCCAUCGCCUAUUUCUUCAGGUCAUUACUUCUUUGCAUGAAGACAUAGAGGAAGACUUUGACGCAAUCUGUCUCAAUACACAGGUGGGAGCCACUCUUGAUGCUGUAGAGGAAAUUGUGGAAGAACAAGAUCUGGAUCUUUUGUUUUCAAAUAGGAGUAACAUAGUGGAUGUUGCUGAGAAUCUGUCUAUGGCAAAGAAGAACGAAAUCCAACACUUAAUGCAUAUGGUGCAAUUGGGAGAGGAACAUAAUCAAAGGCUCCGCAAUCAACUGCAACUCCUUAAAGAAGGCAGUCAAGUCUUGUCUGGUGGUUCACAUGUUGUGGAGAAGCAGGUCAGAAGCAUGAAUUUAAAUUAUGGGGCCAACAGUAGUGAUGAGAUGCAUGAUGUAUAACAUUUCCACCACACCAUCCUGUAAAUUGACCAAGUUCCAUCCGCUGAGGGAUCAUCCCUUUAAUGUUGUUACAAUGUUUCUGAAGAUUUAAAUAUUUACCAGGCAAUUUUAGCAAAGAUUUGUCUUUGUAUAGGAUCAAUAUUAAGCCUUCAACUCUUGCUGUAAUUUAAAUAUUAAGGUUCUGUUAAGAGAAAAAAAUGUUUGUUAUCCUCAAAUUAUGGUUGUGUAUUGCCUUUUCGGGCAAAAAACAAAAACAGUUUGUGAUUCAGCAUCA